AUGGUGGCGAUGUUGCUGGUGGUGGUAGUGGCGGCAGCGACGGCGGCGGCAGCGGUGGUAGCGGCAGUGGUGCCGAUGCUGGUGGCGGUGGCGGCGGCGGCGGUGGUGGUAGCGGUGGGUGGUGGCGGUGCUGGUGCUGGUGUUGGUGGGGCUGGUGGCGGUGGCAGCAGUGGUGGCGGCGGUGGUGAUGGUAGCGACGGUGGUGGCGAUGCUGGUGGUAUUGGUGGGGUGGUGGUGCUGGUGGCGGUGAUAGUGGCGGUGGCAGCGGUGGUGGCGGCGGCGGCGGAAGCACAAAAUCCCCAUGCUCCUCCCCCUAGUUCACCAAAUAUUUCACCUCAACAACCUCCCAUAUCCCCCCGAUCACACUUUACCAUAACAACCGCCCUUACUCCAAGACCUUGA
Ipomoea nil (Japanese morning glory) is the source of this 402-nucleotide messenger RNA. RefSeq names its product calpain small subunit 1-like. The transcript is spliced from 2 exons. Lineage: Eukaryota; Viridiplantae; Streptophyta; Magnoliopsida; Solanales; Convolvulaceae. The record is from RefSeq and is a predicted model, not a curated record. The coding region runs from base 1 to 402 and encodes 133 amino acids.